CUUACCUCGAUGCUAAUCUCAAUCGACAACGUGAUAUAAGCCUUUCUAAAAAUAAAAGUAUUCAAGAUGGAAUUGAAGAAAGUCAGACAAAAUCCGGUUGUGAAAAGAAGCAUCAACAAAUGGAUCAUCAAAAUUGUAAACUUGAAGUCAGCAAACAUGAGGAAACUCUUCGAAAUGCUGAACUAAAAGAACCAAUCGUGGAAAAUGAAGCCUAA
This is a messenger RNA of Funneliformis geosporum, 215 nucleotides long. Lineage: Eukaryota; Fungi; Glomeromycota; Glomeromycetes; Glomerales; Glomeraceae. The record is from the annotation of a GenBank genome assembly.